CAAGCAAUCGACUAACCAUACGCCAUAACGUUAAGAAAUGUUGAAGACAGUCUUUCUCAUUGUAUCAGCCCUAGCAAUUGCUGGGGCACAAGUGCCUAGUUUAGGAUGGUGUCCUGAAUACGUACCAAUGGCUAAUUUUGACAUGUCACGGUUUUUGGGAGUAUGGUACGAAGCUGAAAGAUACUUUCAAUUAUCUGAAGUUGUGUCACGUUGUGUAAUGGCUAAUUAUACAGAAGGACCUGAUGGUAAAUUACGUGUUAGUAAUGAAGUUACAAACAGAUUUACUGGAAUAAAGAGAAUUCUUGAGGGUGAAAUUAAAAAAGCUGCAUCAAGAUCAGAAGAGGGUAAACUUAAUGUUAAAUACACAACAUUCCCAUUAACACCAGAAACAAAUUAUGCUGUUCUUGAGACUGAUUAUAAAAAUUAUGCUGUUUUAUGGAGUUGUCAGGGAAUUGGACCAAUUCAUGCACAAAAUGCAUGGUUAAUGACAAGAUCACGUCGUCCAGCAGGCGAAGUUAUGCAAAUGGCUUAUGGAGUACUUGAUAAAUACAAAAUAUCAAAAAUAUCAAGAGACAUAAUAUAGAUACCUGAAUAACAAUUACCAAUUGAAGAAGCACAUGUAACAAAUAAUUUAAGAUCAGCAAUUAUUCCAGAUGCUGCUGAUGUUAUUAUUCAAACAAGAAAAACAGAAAUUGCUGAUCAACAAGAAGUUGUUAAACCAAUUGAAAAGGUACAAGAAACAAUUAAAUCAGAGAUAAAAAGUGAGGAGCUUGUCAAGACAGUACCAAUUGAAAAACAAACAAUUGAAAUUGUCAAAAUAGAAGAACAAGAAAAACCAAUUGUUCCUGCUGCUGCUGCUGCUCCUGUUGUUACUGUACCAGAAGCAAUUUUAAAAGCUGCUGAUACUGACAAAGAAAAAAAAAUAAUUUCAGACUUUAUUCCAAAUACACCAAUCAUUCCACCAACACCAUUUCCAGCUACGUUGAUAGAUGAUCUUAAUGACUUAGAAAAACAGUUAAAUGCCACAAAAUCGUAAUAACAUUUUUACAACUCAUAUCAUAGUAAUUAAUCAUUAAACAUAAAUACAAUGAUCAUUUAUUUUUUUUAAAUUUUAUUUUCUGAUCAUGCUUCAUGGUGAUUAUUCAUUUUUCAUAAUAAUUUUAAGAUCAGUCUUUAUUAAUUUCAGCAUAAUAAUAUUUCACAUAAUACUUAAUUUUAGACUGAGCAAAGAAA
Aphidius gifuensis is the source of this 1233-nucleotide messenger RNA. RefSeq lists its product as uncharacterized. The record is from RefSeq and is a predicted model, not a curated record. Gene Ontology annotation, molecular function: pigment binding. Lineage: Eukaryota; Metazoa; Arthropoda; Insecta; Hymenoptera; Braconidae. The transcript has 4 exons.